This is a messenger RNA of Diprion similis, 1173 nucleotides long. Its product is annotated as 27 kDa glycoprotein-like. NCBI's taxonomy places the organism in Eukaryota, Metazoa, Arthropoda, Insecta, Hymenoptera, Diprionidae. The record is from RefSeq and is a predicted model, not a curated record. The transcript is spliced from 4 exons. Bases 16 to 840 code for a protein of 274 amino acids.
CUGUUGUGUAGAAAAAUGAAGAUUCUCAUUAUUCUUGGAUUUCUUGUAAUCGCUGGAAUUAAAAACUCCAACAUCGUUCAAGCGAAAGAGUCAGAGCCUGAAACUGGCGUAAAGGAGCGGUACAUCAAUUUUCUUAGGAAGAUAAAUGUUUAUCCUUUAAGUGGAGAAGAUAGUGAUGAGAUUGAUGAGCAACAGAUACAGGAAAAGUGCAACAAUAAUGGUGGACCGACCGCGUACAAUACUUCCCUUCAAGGCUUGGAAAGCUUUCAAAAUUCUGUUCAGUCCAUAAUAAACAGUAUAAACACUACCGGGGACGGGAGAACGGAAAAGGAUUUCGCAGACGUUUGUCGUUCUAUCCAGAAUUUAAAUAACUUGGUAACCCUGGCCGUGAACGCGGUCAAACCUUGCUGGAACUUGAACGAACGCCAAGCUGUCGAAGUGAUAGUGAACGUUUCAUUUUCACUUGCGGAAUAUGUUUGCAAAACGAAUGGAAGUCCCCUCUUGGAAUUUUACACGGCUGAUGGAGUUAAAUGUUUGAACGAGAUAUCGGAUAGUAUGGAUAAUAAUUGUUUCCCCGACAAUUCAACUUUUACUAAUUCCAUUACCUACAGUGGUAAUACUGCAAUUCCAAGACAAUUCAGUCCUCCAACAACCACCAUAGACAGGCAGUACUGCACUGAUAUGGAGACGGCGCAAAAUUGUGUCAUUAGAGAGAUGAACGCGUGCAAGCAAAAGACACCUUCGAACUUCAUAAAUACUAUUUGGAAUAUUUACAAAAAGGGAUCAGGCUGCGAAGCGAUACUCAAAAAGAAUGCAGCAAAUGCUGUGAACAGUGCGUAAAUGUGAAAAUACGCAAUCUAACGAAACUUAUAAAAAUAAAACAAUAUCACAGGAGUAAUAUAUGCUAAAAUAGUAUCGUAUACCGUUAUCUCUAAUGCUGCAACAGCGAUCGCAUAAGUAUGUAGUAUUCGUACCACGCAUAUGUUGGUUUAUGGUACUAUCUCUUAUAAAAAUGCUAAAAAUUCUCGACAGGAUCAGACACGUUUCGGACAAGAUACUUACAGGAUACUGACAGACACGGACAGAUACGAAUCGAAUCUGUAAAGGUCUAUCCGAAACUCUUGUCUGUAUAUUGUAUCCGAAUGUGUUAGAUUGGGUUGAAUUUUUUCUGUU